This is a messenger RNA of Trifolium pratense (red clover), 1124 nucleotides long. Its product is annotated as soluble inorganic pyrophosphatase 4-like. Gene Ontology annotation, cellular component: cytoplasm. NCBI's taxonomy places the organism in Eukaryota, Viridiplantae, Streptophyta, Magnoliopsida, Fabales, Fabaceae. The coding region runs from base 216 to 845 and encodes 209 amino acids. The transcript is spliced from 9 exons. Gene Ontology annotation, biological process: phosphate-containing compound metabolic process. Gene Ontology annotation, molecular function: inorganic diphosphate phosphatase activity; magnesium ion binding. The record is from RefSeq and is a predicted model, not a curated record.
AAUACAUGGAAUAUUUGGUUUACCUAAAAUCCCUCACAUGUCAUCUUCAUUAACAACCGUCCGAUUGAAAACCGCUUUUAAUCACACGACAUAUAUUCAAUUCAACGUUUGGCCGCUGAGCUUAUUACGUUUUGAUACACACACCAACCCGUCUUUGUUUCUUCUUCCCUAGUCGCCGAACUGUGACUCACUCUGGUAUUGUUUGCAAAGUUAAUAUGGCUAACCAUGAAGGGUCAAAGAGUUUACCUCAUCCUAAGCUCAAUGAAAGAAUACUCUCUUCGAUGUCGCGGAGAACUGUUGCUGCUCACCCCUGGCAUGAUGUAGAGAUAGGGCCAGGAGCUCCAUCAGUUUUCAAUUGUGUGAUUGAAAUUGGCAAAGGCGGUAAGGUUAAGUAUGAGCUGGACAAGACAAGUGGACUUAUAAAGGUUGAUCGUGUUCUUUACUCAUCAGUUGUUUACCCACACAACUAUGGUUUUAUCCCACGAACCAUUUGUGAAGACAGCGAUCCUAUGGAUGUCCUGGUUCUGAUGCAGGAGCCUGUGCUACCUGGUACCUUCCUCCGUGCUCGUGCUAUUGGACUAAUGCCGAUGAUUGACCAGGGUGAGAAGGAUGACAAGAUCAUAGCAGUUUGUGCUGAUGACCCUGAAUUCCGCCAUUACACAGACAUCAAAGAGCUUCCUCCACAUCGGCUGGCUGAAAUAAGAAGAUUCUUUGAGGACUACAAGAAGAAUGAGAACAAAAAAGUUGAUGUUGACGAUUUUCUACCAGCUGAGGCUGCAAUUGACUCCAUCAAGUACUCCAUGGACCUCUAUGCUUCUUACAUAGUUGAAAGCUUAAGGAAGUGACUCUUUAGAAGUUGAAUAUAUAAUUUAAGUGAUCAUACAAAUGAGAGAAUAAAACUCCAAACACAAUGAUAUUUCUGUGUCAUUGUGUCGCGACACUUGUUCUGCUCCGCCUUUGGCACAAGAAUAACCAUUAGUAUCUAAACCUUCUUAUUUGAGGUUGCAGUUUUAUUGCUAUCGAAUAAUGAGCUCAUUUCUACUAUUAAAGCACUGAUUUAUAAAAGCCAUAAUUAUGUUCUUGUUUGUAUUGUUAUUAGAACAAAUAUAUUCUCGCAUUUUCCA